AAAUCGCAAAAUAUUAAAUAAAUAUAUGACACACUUAACAAAAGUUGUAGGUUUUUGUAAGAUUUUUCAGAAAAAAUAAUAAUAUAUAGGGUGUGCCAUUUAGGCAAAUCAAGAUUUUCAAUGCCACAACGAACUAUGUAAGAAGCGUCUGCCGUGCCAAAAGGGUUGAGAAAUUUUGGAAAAUCCAUCGAGAAAGGCGAGUCCCGACUCGCUUACUCCGACGACCUUGACAGGUACUUUUUGUUCCGCCACACCAUUUGCGGCUGAAUAAGCAGUUUAGUACCGGCCCGAACCUGGGUGAUACGAAGUGAAAUAUGGUGAUAAACUAAGACCACAGAACGCAAUGACGUCGACAUUAAAGCUAUGGAUAUUACUUAAGGCGGUUUGGUUCGCACGGAUGGUGUCGGAGGCGGCAGUCAUGCCACCGCCCUGGGCCAACCCCAAACUAAACCCGUGCGCAUCUGAACCUCACGGAUGGCAGUUGCUAUUCUGGCUCCCGGAUGGAAAGUGCUACAAAAUUUUCAAGAUGGGUUACCCGUGCCCGGACGGAAUGGAACUUAGUCCUCUCCCCACCAAAUCGGGUAAACUGCUCGCGGAAUGCCGUUGCCCACCCAAAACCGCUCAAACUCGCGAUGGCGACGAAUGUUACCAACUGUUCACCCGAGGUCCCUGCCAAGAAGGGUAUUAUUUUGCACCGGAGAUCGCCCUCAAAACCAACACAUCAAAGCGCGCGUGGGGCACUUGCAAACAGAUUGCCACCUGCUCAAGUUCGAGCGCCAUCCAUUGGCCGAAAGACGAAAAGUGUUACCAACGGCUUACUCGAGGACCCUGCCCCAAAGGGCAACUAUUGACGGUGGACGCGAACCGAAUCCCCGUCUGCGCGUGCACCAAGAAGAAAGAGUUCCGGGAUUAUCACGCGGAGGACGGGAAUUGCUACCAGCACUUCACCAAAGGGCCGUGCAAAGAAAGGGGCCAUUUGUUUCUACCGGACCGCACGUGCGGCUGCCACAGUUUCCUGCCUCACUUCUCCGACGGCAAUUGUUAUGAAUUAGGUACCGUAGGGCCAUGUAGCAAAGGCGAGAUCUUCACGGUCCUCCCGAAAACCAGUACGGGAGGCUGCGUGUGCAAACCUGGAAACAUCCGCUACAACGAUUCCCCAGCGUGCUAUCGACCGUUCACUCGAGGUCCUUGCGCUAAGGACGAGAUUCUAAUCAACGCCACCACCUGUGUGCCGCAGCCUUGCAAACGGGGCGAGCUACUACAUCCCUCCGAAAACGCGUGCUUUAAAAUCGGCACUAGAGGUACCUGCCCCAAAGGGCAUGUCUUCUCCUACGACUUCGACACCCGGCCCUCAGUAGACGGCGUCUCCUACAACGGCGUAUGCGUGUGUCAGCACAAAGACUGUGACGUCGACGAAGAGGCGGAGUUGGUGUGCGACCGGGCCGAAGGUCUCAUUCGCUACGGCGUCAGAUGUUAUAAAUUGUAUAGUCGAGGUCCGUGCGAGAAAGGGGCGUGGUUAGUUCCGAGACGUCAGGGAAAAGAACUGUUCGACGACGAAGGACAAAGUAGUGACGGUGUAUGUGAAUGCGUGCCGGGUCACUCGAGACUAGUGAGGAGGAUCGACGACGGCCCAGUGAGCGAGUGCGUGUCGCCCGCCUUCCACAUAGCAGAUUAUUUAAACAAUAACUAUACGGCCGGUGUCGAACUGAAUCAAAUGUGAUAAAACUGCUGUGAUAUUUUUGCCAUUGUAACUGUGUAAGGUGAGAGAGGAGAAACUUUCAAAUAUUAAAUGAAGUAACUUCGUUAAAACACAAAUAUCGAGUUCACAAUCUGUUUACAAACAAUUAUUUCUUUUUUGGAAUUUGUGGAAAAAUUAGGAGCUCAACGAAACCGCACGUACGUACACAUUCUUCAAACGAAACACUUAGCAUUCCAUAGUCAAAUUAAGAUUUGAUAUAUAAGAAUGUCAGAACGCGGGCCAGUUUCAGUUAAACUCUGAAGAAACCAACAAGAUGAUUGCCGAAACGUUAACUAGUUUGACUCAACAAAAACCGACGCAGGAGAAAUCCAGAAGAUUUGCAAAUGGUAUUACAGUAACCUAUAGCAGUUGCUUUGAAAAAUUCACCUUCAUACCGUUCAUCACUUUUGAAAACUCACCAUUCCCACAAAAACAAACCAAACAUUUUUAUAGUAGCCCGACAUUUUGUUAAUCUACAUCUAAUAAAAUUUCUACUUUUUAAUUGACUAGUCAAAAACUAUUUUAAAUAACACCAUACAAUUAUAGAGUGUUAUCAUUCAUUAUUUAAUAAUAAUAUGUAUUUUAUAUUAAAUUAUUAUGCGUUUGCGAUGUCCAAUUUACCAAUAUCCGAAUACGGUACUUAGCGAUUCGGGCAAUCCCAAUAAUUUCGUUCCUAGAACGACGCGAUGGCGACGUAACGCACAAUAUAAAUAAAUAAUUUUUAAUUUAAUAGUAUUUCAUUUAAUAGUAUUAAUAGUAUUAUUUCGGUCAACUGACACAAAAAAAAAUUGACCCGUCAAUUCUGCAUGUCAUGGUGGAUACCCCUAGAUCGUAUGGAGUAGUUAAAAGGCCCUUAGAAUGGAUUUAAUCUUCUCAACAAUACGUAAGUAUAAAAAAUGUUGACAAUCAAAAUUACAUACGAAAUUUUAACUCAAACACCGUGAAAAUUUUGGGAUUGCCCAAGCUUCUAUGAACCGUGUGUUUUGCAAAGUUCGCAGAUCACUUGACAUAUAGCUUGUGUCUCAAUUCCUCAAAAUCGGUUGGUUUGAGAUUUUAUCACCCCCAAAAAACAUACACAAUACCAGAAAUUAUGAUCACCGAAAAAACUAAGUUUCUAAACUUCAAAUGCCACUGCCAUCGUCUAGUCUCAAAAAUACAUUCAGAAGCAAUCCAAAUUUACCAAUCUAAUCAAGAGACAGCUGCAAGCUUUGUUUUAAAAAAUUCAAAAUUUUGAGCCUACCAUGUCUGUAUAUCUUAGACAUAUGUCUGUAUCUGUUCAAAAAUAAAAACAAAUUCUUGAGAAACUCAAACUUACGUAAAUUUAAAAUUUCUGUAAAUAUCAGCAUUUUAUCGGAAUCGCCAAAAAAUAGAGUAAUUUUCAACAAGCUACCUACAGAAAUUAAAAAAUGUGAAUUGGAGAAACUAAGCCAAAACUACAGAAUCACUUAGUUGAAAAAUGUUUUUACAAAGUUGGUUUACACCGGACUUUGUUAGAUGACACUUCUUACACAAACUGUAAAUUUGUCUUAUGGAAAUAAACUGAAUGGAACUGACAACUGAGGCGGUGCUCAAUACUUGGCAACAUUGCAACGUCUACCUCUGUUGUAUGUAUAUCUAUGGUUAAAAACUGCCGGUGUUAAAUUUUCACAAAAAAAAAUUGACAAAGGAAGAAGAA
Cylas formicarius (sweet potato weevil) is the source of this 3413-nucleotide messenger RNA. RefSeq lists its product as uncharacterized. Lineage: Eukaryota; Metazoa; Arthropoda; Insecta; Coleoptera; Brentidae. Bases 344 to 1720 code for a protein of 458 amino acids. The transcript is spliced from 5 exons. The record is from RefSeq and is a predicted model, not a curated record.